Messenger RNA from Fragaria vesca subsp. vesca, 516 nucleotides. RefSeq lists its product as uncharacterized. Gene Ontology annotation, molecular function: protein dimerization activity. NCBI's taxonomy places the organism in Eukaryota, Viridiplantae, Streptophyta, Magnoliopsida, Rosales, Rosaceae. Bases 1 to 516 code for a protein of 171 amino acids. Gene Ontology annotation, biological process: regulation of DNA-templated transcription. The record is from RefSeq and is a predicted model, not a curated record. The transcript has a single exon.
AUGAAUCCUCAGCACUCUUCCUUGAGGCCUAACAGGUCCAGCAGUUUGAAAUCUAGGUUCACACAAGGGUUUCUUCGAGCUCUGAAGAGAUUAAACAGGCAACCACCACCACCAUCAUCAUCACCGCCACAAACUGCAUCGUCUCGGAUGGAGAUGUGCAGACGAUAUCUGAGAAUUAGGAUUGCUGCUGAUGCAUCCAUGGCUUCAGCUGUUGGGUCUAGAAGAGCUUGGAGUCGUGCUUUGCUUCUCAAGAUUCGAAGCAGCAGACAAUCCCGGUCCUCUAAUUCAUCUACCAGAAGAAUAAGCAUGAAAACGAAAUGCUUAGGGAAGAAGAUGAAGAAGAAGAAGAAGAAGCUCAAGUGUAGUAAGGAGAUCACCGAUCUUCGGAAGUUCGUACCUGGUGGCGAAGCCAUGGAUGCUUGCAGUUUGUUGGAUGAGGCUGCUCACUACAUAAGGAGCCUCAGCACUCAGGUACAGGUGAUGAAAAGGAUUGCGGAUGUUUACUCUGUUAAUUAA